This is a messenger RNA of Hemibagrus wyckioides, 3887 nucleotides long. It is a transcript of the gene cdkn2c, whose product is annotated as cyclin-dependent kinase inhibitor 2C (p18, inhibits CDK4). The transcript is spliced from 2 exons. NCBI's taxonomy places the organism in Eukaryota, Metazoa, Chordata, Actinopteri, Siluriformes, Bagridae. The record is from RefSeq and is a predicted model, not a curated record. Gene Ontology annotation, cellular component: nucleus. Gene Ontology annotation, molecular function: cyclin-dependent protein serine/threonine kinase inhibitor activity; protein kinase binding. The coding region runs from base 1242 to 1742 and encodes 166 amino acids. Gene Ontology annotation, biological process: negative regulation of cell population proliferation; regulation of cyclin-dependent protein serine/threonine kinase activity.
ACAACAAGAGCGGACUCUCUCUGUCUCUCUCUGUCUCUCUCUCUCUCUCUCUCUCAACGUCAACUGCGUACAAAACAGCUUGUCGACAAAGAAAAUGUUAGGUCUCCACGCCGAUUCGAUGUAGGUUAUGUGAUGGUUCUGCUCGUUCAGGUGCUCGAGACAAUGUAAUAUUUCAGAUGACUCGGCACGGGACAGUAGUGCAGUAUUCUCCGGGCUGCGUAACGUAGUGAGACAGGGAGCAUUACUGUGCCUCACAGAAUGAGUCAGGACCGUUUUCACCCAGAGCCAGCUCGUCAUCCGAAUAAAUUAUUGUCUCGAGACAGCUUACCUGCUCGGCUGCAUUGGUGAAAACGCAUCGUAACGCUAAACGUCUAAACGUCAGCGAGGUGCACCGCUGCUUAACCGACUCCGGCGCAUUUUGAAAUGGGCGGGAAGCUGCACGAGCUCUCAGAGCACGUCCCUUCUGAAAGUCAUUGGACGGCUGCAGCUCGGCGGCGCUCGUAGCUUCAUUUGUUCUUUCAUCCGUGCGAUUGGAGGCAUCGAGGAGCUCCUGUGAACUCUAGAUGACAGCAACUUGGAUGUCAGGGUUUUUUCUAACAGCGUGCACCUGCGUAUCAGGACUAUUUGAAGUGUGUUUGCGAGCUGCAGAUAAGCUUUAGAUGUCUCAGUGCUGCAUGAGGGGCGCCAAUACUUCAUCUGCAGCUGCGUCAUGACAUUUGGGUUUCAUCUGGAGUGAUUUGCUUUCUAGUGGCUUUCCAGGAUUUUUUGUAUUUUUUUUUUGUACCAGAGCUCAUCAAGUGGAUGCAAGACCAGCACGACUGUAGUCUAACAAGAGCCAGGCUGCUUGCCUGUGUGUACACCGCGCUAAGCAGAGACAGGGAGGCAAGACAAAUCGUCAUGCUGAAUUUGACUUGUGUGUGAUUGUUACAGCACGUUUUCGGCCGGUGGUGACUAAAAGCCUCCUCCUUGGAUAGAGAUGGCGUGAUAUCCCUGUUUUUCCGCGCUGAGAGCGAUCGCUACAGUGGGACGAUAUUAAGACUGAGGUGGGCGGACCUUGGCAUAGCACCAUUUUUUUGUGGGGGGGCUGGAAGAAGAGACUAUUUACUACAGAUCCGUGCUGAUUUGCGUUACAACUAGGACUGGUCUUAAAAAGAAACAUCACAGAGUUCUUUCUAAUUGAAUCUGUUACAAAAAAAAAAAAAAAUUUCCCCCCUUCACUCGCUCAACAUCUUGUGAAGAUCAUGGCCGCAGCCUCAGAUGUAAACAGGUUGACCAGUGCUGCUGCAAGAGGAGACUUGAGAGAAACUGAGCAGAUACUGCAGAGCAACAUUAACGUGAAUGCGAGGAACGAAUUCAACAGGACAGCACUGCAGGUGGUGAAACUUGGCUGUCCUUCUGUAGCGGAAGCCCUGCUACGCGCGGGCGCUGAUCCAAACUUGCCUGACCCCAGCAAGGGUUUGAGGAUAACGCACGACGCUGCGCGCGACGGCCACACGGACACACUUCAGGUGCUUCUGAGGUAUAAAGCGGAUGUCAAUCUCCAAGACGACGAUGGUAAUCUUCCGCUACAUCUGGCGGCGCGCGAGGGUUAUCAGAGCGCCGUGGAGCUCCUGGCGCCGCGCACCGCACACCCGUUUCAGAAGAACCAUAAUGGUUUCACGCCCAUGGAGCUGGCAUCACAACAUCAUAGAGACGAUACAGCACGCUGGCUAGAGAACUACCGGCCUUCACAAUUGGAAUAGGCAGAGGAACGCCUGCUUUGUGUUGUUACAGAGGUAGUGUAGAAAUACAUGCUGAAUGCGCCUUUUUGGUAUAGUAUUCGAUUAAUAUUCAGCUAACUACCUCUUUGGCUUUGAAGCUAUAAGAAAAGAGCCUGAACGAAGGUCAUUUUAAAGCACAUACAUGGCCAAACGUUUUUACAAGGCCUAGGCUGCUUUCUCUUAAUGUUAUGUUACAUAUGAUAAUCAUUCAUCAGAGUGUUUCAAUUGGUUUGAUUUCAAGGAACAUUCAAAUUAACCCAUUUUUUGAUUUUGAUUUUUUGAAGGUGUCACAUAUGUCAUUAGACUACAGUUGCUUCAUUCAGAGUGCUCUACCCUCACUGAACUAAAGGUAUCAAACUGUACUUUUCCUCGUUGGUGGUUGGUACCAUAAAAGGUACUAUUAGUAUGUAUAUUUUACCCCGGAAUGUUCUUAUAAUAUACAUUUAAUUAGCUUUUACAUUUUUGGCAGAUACCCUUAUCCAGAGCGACUUACAGAAGUGCUUUUGAAAUCUCUAUUAAUGAAUAGCUACAUGGUUUACUAAGAAUAUAAUCAGUUUAAAACUCUGUUGGGAAGUAAUAUAGGAAAAAUAUACUAUAAUAUAAUAGUAUAGUACAAUAAAAUAGUACUAAACUGCAUCUUUCAGAUGUUUUGUCACUGGGGUGAUCCCAUUAAGGGUUCAUUUAAUAUGUAUCCUUUGACGUGGAAACCUGAAUACAAUGUAUCUUAUAAAUAAAAUGAUUUAAGGAAAAUAAAAAUGAUUAGUUUUUAGAGUAAAAUUUACUUUUCAUUAUAUGCAAGUUUCUAGGUAAACAUGCAAAACUUUGCAAAAAAUGUAAAUUUGAGGAUAUCACCCCAGCGCCUAAGAAAGGUACAGUAUAGUACUAUUUUGCUAAAUAUAGGCUUAGAUUAGUAAGGACCAAUUAAUGUUUUACCCAAAAUAUUUUUAAGGCUUUUUUUUGGUCAUUUAAAAUAAAAAAUACAAUAAAAAAAGGUAAUAAGCACUUGACAUUACCACUUUACCAGCUCAUAGAAAGUACAGUUUGGUACCUUUAAUGCAUUUCCACUACUCUACAUCUGUCAAAAUACCUGCAAAUUGUGUUUAUCUCCAAGCCCGUUGUGAACUCACAGGAACCCACAUGAAGUGGCUUUUCAUCGAGUGUAUAUAUUUGAUGACCGAAAAUAUCAUAAUUUAUUUUAAAGAUCAGAUCAGAACAGACCUCCUUUGAGAUAUUUCUCUUCCUUAUUUUUACUUAAAAAAAUAUAUGAUUGCACUCUAGGUCUCUGAAACCCAGAAGCAUUUUUUUUCCAUUGCUUUGUCUUUUUUUGUUUGUUUGUUUGUUUUGUUUUUUUAUUUGCUUAUGUUUGUCAAAAAAAAUUGCACUUAUGCCUGUAGAUAAAAUAAAUCAUUUUGAUAUUUGUAAAGCUGUAACUGUGAACGAAUGUGUGUUUGUCGUUAACAAGACAUUGUAUUUGCUUAAAAUAAACCAAAGACCAGGAUACACGAUUUCCAAAAAAAAGAGCAUCCGUGACUUAGCUUGUGUUUAGGCUCAUUGUGAUUCAGUUUGCUUUAUUUAACAGAUCUGAUCUCCAACAUAGUACUAAGUCAAAAUGCCAUGUAUUAAAUUGGAUUAAGCCUACUUGAACGUUACUAAUCGUUGUAUCCUUUAAUUAUAUGAAGAAAUAAAAUGGUCCUUUUAAAUGUGUGUUGUGAUUAUUUCCAUCAGUAUCAUUAAUACACCCGGUUGGUGAUGAUUUAGUACAGCUUAUGUGUGCUACAGAUGGCUUAACACGGAUUUAACCCUGAUCAUCUAUAGACCGUAACUAAUAAAGCGUGUUAAAUUAAAUCAGUAUUUGUUGUGUCAUGAUAUCUGUAUGACUGAAGUACUAUGCGUCUGUUUAGCUUUGACUAUCUAAUGAAUCAGAUCACAAGUACCUAUAGGACUGAACUAAGACGUCACGGUUUUGUUUUUACACAUCACGCUUAUUUAUGGUCAACGCAUUUUUUCCUUUGCUUUCCUGAAACGAAAACAGCUCUGAAUGAAUUUGUGUGGAGUUUAUUUCUUUUAUGAAAGCUAAAAAAAUAAAUACAUCACUAAAGGGGGACAGCUUUGUUCACCCUGCAGCUG